Messenger RNA from Linum trigynum, 2364 nucleotides. The record is from the annotation of a GenBank genome assembly. NCBI's taxonomy places the organism in Eukaryota, Viridiplantae, Streptophyta, Magnoliopsida, Malpighiales, Linaceae.
UAGAAAAAAAUUUAAUUUUCCAUUAACUUGCUUUAAAUUUCGGCAGUAAAUUCCAAACACCUGGACUACAUGCAAGGAAAUGGUGUAAAUUUUAAGGAAACUGUAUCCAGACCAUUUGAAAAAACAUUGAAAGAUUUAAAAGAAAAGUUUUAGGGUGUGCAGAAUCAUUUGCGGUCUUUUUACUCUUAUCACUCGUCAGGGAUCGGCAAAGAAGAGUUUUCAUGCCAAGGUAUCUAAUGAAAUAAGAUAAUACAGAAAGGGAUUUCUUACUUUCAACUUCUUGAUAUGCGAUGGGUCGAGGUAUGUAUUAUCUUUGAAGCAGAUUAAGUUCUAUGCAGAAUCUAUCGAAUUUACUCUUUUAAUGCUUCACAAUUUGAUGUCUUUCCAGAUUAACUUUUUCUUAGUUCAUGAGUCUUUGAUUGGAGUAAUCGUUUGAUUUACACAUUUAUCCCGUAAUUGUGCGACGGAAUGAUGAAUAUUACUAACAAGAUACAAAGAAACAUAGAGCAGGGAAAACAAGACACCACCACAAACUUCAUAAGUGAUGAAGUCUGAGCAGUGUUUGGUGUUGAAUGCAAAUAGGAAAAAUGAAAAGCCAGAACAUACGUGUAAAAAAAAGAGGGGUAACUUCGAAAAAUUACACGUGAAGAGAAAAACGAAAGACAGUGGAAGAAAAAAAAAACUAUGCGAAGAAAAAAUCGGGCAUCUUCUUUUUUGAUAAGGGUGAUAUAAGAUUCGUUUAUAUUAACCUUGUGAUAUUUAAAAGAUUCGAAUCUAAACUCUUUUGUUGAAAGCUAAUGGUUUGACUAUCAGAUCGAACUCUUGUUCGCAAUAUCAGACAUCUUCUUGUAUAGCACAAGUAAAAAGGAAAAAUAAAGUAUUGGUCCAUAUGGAUUUGCUCAACUUAUUUUAUGUUCAUGACAUCCUAAAAACCGAUCUUAACAAGCCUACAAAUGUAUAUGUGUGCAACUUCUAGCAUGUUUCAAGCAAAUGCUACCUCAAAGAUAAGUUUUCCUCUAUAAACCUUGUUCAUGUAAUGCAAUUGCCCCUUUGAAUUCUGAAUUCCAAUGUUUUAAUUCCUGAUGGCUACGACUUAAUUAAUUGAUCCAGACGGUUCAUUGGAUUGUGUUGUAUCCCAAUGCAUGUAAUUAAACAACUGUUAAAUUAAGUACAGAUGGGGAUGAAGCCACUUCCAAGAUGAAUGCAGCACUACAGGAAGCAGGAAUGCAUGAAGUCCCAGUCGAGUACUCGGAAGUCCUCUUCCUCGAGCCACAGCUCCGAGCCAUGGACGGAUUCUGCCGCCCCGCCGCAGACCACAUCCAGGUCAACUGCGGCUGCACCAGCAAGCGGCUCGGAGACUGCGUCGGAGUCCUCAGAGUCUAUUCCUCCGGCCAGUUCCUCAUCACUUGCCACUGCAACGCCUGCGACAGUUCCAAGCAAUAUACGCCGCACGAGUUCGAGAAGCAUGCCAGGAGGCAGGGGAACAGCAAGUGGAAGAGCCACAUUUGGGUUGCCGUGGAUGGCAAGAAGGUGGCGAUGUGGAGGACGGAGCUGUUCAAGUACUACAAGCACGCUGCCAAUGGCGCGAGUGGGACCGUGAGGCGACAGUUUCAUCGCGACGAUUUCAUCCCCUGCUCCAGCUGCGGCAAGGAGCGCAGGUUUCGGCUCCGAAACAAGCAGCUCUGCAGGGUCUACCAUGAUGCUCUUCUCGCCAAGUCUACUUGGAAAUGUGCUGAUAGGCCUUACGACAGGAUUACGUGCGGGGAUCCAGAGGAGAGGGGAAGCAGGAAAAAGUACAGAGGGUGUCCAAGGGCUUCAUACUGCAGAGGCUGCACAAUUUGUUCCUGUGUUGGGUGCCUCAUCUGCAGAUUCGUCGACUGCGGAUGCCGAAACUGCACCGACUUCAUGGAGAAUGCAAACCCAUAGCCCGUGCCAUCAAUCCAUACUCCCAAUGAUCUAUCUGCAAUCUGCAAUGCUUAUUUAUCAGCUGUCUCAUUAAUUAUCUUGAAGAACUAGCUAGUCGUGUUGGACUAAUACAGUCAACCAAAGUGACAAAAGGGUUUUUAUGUUUUCGUUUGUUUCGCCAAGAUCUUUGAGAAGACCAAGAGGACUCUUUCUAGGCUUUAUCUUUCUGUACUCCCAAUGGUUGAUUUGGAGAUAAUGGAAGAUACUCUAGUUUCAGCCAUAUUUGCAUUGGGGUCGUUUCCUAUUCUAGUGGGAAUUACAUUGGAAAAGAAAAUGGGAUGGAAUUCUAUUGGAGAUAGCUAGGGGGAACUAGAAGUUGGCCUACUACUAGCUGUUUCUUCGUAACCUGCAACUACACUGCUUGCAUGCAUGUGUUCCUAAUAAUCUGAACUGAACAAC